Messenger RNA from Daucus carota subsp. sativus, 618 nucleotides. RefSeq names its product STS14 protein. The coding region runs from base 1 to 618 and encodes 205 amino acids. The transcript is spliced from 2 exons. The record is from RefSeq and is a predicted model, not a curated record. NCBI's taxonomy places the organism in Eukaryota, Viridiplantae, Streptophyta, Magnoliopsida, Apiales, Apiaceae.
AUGAUAAAAGGAGAUGUUCUCUAUGCAAAUUGUCGAUGUUUUGAAGGUAAACCAGAAAGUCAUUAUGCUGAAGCUGUGAGUAUUAGGGAGGCUUUAAGUCAGACUAAAGCUGCAAUCGAUAGUAGAGAAGGAAGCAAUGAUCCUGACCUGCAGCUAUGCAGUUCAUUAUCACAAGGGCCACCACGCCCUCAACUCAGGGCGAAUGCACAGGCAUUCCUUGAUGCACAUAACAAUGCAAGGGCUAAAGUGGGCGUUCUGCCUCUCAAAUGGAGCGCCAUACUAGAAAGUAAUACAAGUCUUGUAUUUCAAAACCAAAGCGGCCUGCGAAGUUGCAGUUUUGCAAAAUUAAGUGGCACCACAUAUGGCGUGAAUCUCAUCUGGACUACUGGACCACUGGUAUCACCACAAGAGGCUGUUACAUCAUGGGUAGCUGCGAACAAGUACUACAACUUUGCACACAAUUCUUGCCUAUCAGGUCAGCAGUGUGGCGGCUACACGCAAGUUGUGUGGAACGAGUCCCUGGAAUUGGGGUGUGCACAAGGUUUAUGUGCAGAUUCUGCGUUAACCAUUUGUAUCUACAAUCCCCCUGGGAAUACCGUGGGAGAGAAACCUUACUGA